CCGCAAAGUGAACUUGGAACUGAAUUUCAAGUGGCAGGUGAAAUGGAGGCUCUGCAAAGUGAACCUGAAACUGAACUUGUUGAGGAAACUCCACAAAGGGAAAUUGAGCUUGGAACUGAACUUCAAGUGACAGGUGAAAUGGAGGCUCUGCAAAGUGAACCUGAAGCUGAACUUGUCGAGGAAACUCCACAAAUGGAAAUUGAGCUUGGAACUGAACUUCAAGUGGCAGGUGAAAUAGAGGCUCCGCAAAGUGAACCUGAAACUGAACUUGUCGAGGAAACUCCACAAAUGGAAAUUGAGCUUGGAACUGAACUUCAAGUGGCAGGUGAAAUGGAGGCUCCGCAAACUGAACAUGAAUCUGAACUUGUCGAGGAAACUCCACAAAUUGAAAUUGAAGCUGCUGAUGGUGAUCCUACUAGAGAUGAAGAAGAGCUGCCGGCUUGGUAUCAAAUUUUUGACCUCAAUGUCGACGGAACUCGUGAGAGCUGUGAAGUGACUGAGAUUCCCGGUGAUCCUCCUGAAGAACAUGCUUCUGAUUCUCUGCCUGAUUUAGUUGGUCAGAUGAGUCAGCAAGCAUACUCUGAUCCUCCAGAUACUCAAGUUCAAGAUAAACGUGCAGAUGAAAACCAACAGUUCGAGGAUGAUCAGGUGCUUCUAAAUCAGGGUAUUGUCAUGCAUGAUUUGGAUAGGAACUACCAGAACAGCGAGCAGAUGCUUAUAAAUCAGAUAGCCGAUGAGCAUGGACAGGGUGAUCAACAGCAGGAGGGCGAGCAAAUGCUUUUAAACAAUGAGGAAACAAUGCUAAAGCAAGAUGGGGAGGAGCAGGUGGAGAAUGAGCAAUUCCUACCUGAUCGUGCUGCAGACGUUAAUCACCAGAUAAAGGAGGAACAAAUGCUUCUAGAUCAUGUUACAGUUGUGCAUGACUUGGAUCAUUGUGAUCUGAACGGUGAACAGAUGCUACUAACAGAUGAUUCAGUUAAUAAAUCUGCAGUUGAUGGGGGCCAGUUGAAGGAUGGGCAAAUGGACCGGGCUGCAAAGAGACAAGCUACACUUCGCAGCCUGGACAAUGGCCAAAUGAUGAUUCCUAUAAUUAAUUUGGAUGACGACGACGAUGAUGAUGAUUAUGCAGAGCAGCCUGGUACCAGAGAGUUCUUAGAACCCAAAAGUGAUGCCUUACACGUGGAUAAUUUUCUGCCAGAACGUAUGUGUUCUCAAGACGAGCAAGCCGCAAGCUUUCCUGACCAUCAGACUAACAUCCCAGCAUCUUCUUCAUCGGUUCCACCACAUUCCGGGAAUAGGUGGACUGGGAUGGGAGCUGUCAAUGCACAGGGAAUUCCCAGUGAUGAUGGCAUCCUAUAUGGUGGUGCGUUUGACAAGAUACCAUUAGAAGUGAUCAACGUGUGGGACCUGCCGUCAUCCGAGCUGGGGAAGUCCUGAUGAGCUAGCCAGCCAUGGUGUGUUGUAACUUGUGCUCCAGCUUACUGUCUGUCUGUCUGUCUGUUGUUAGUUAUCCUGGACCGUCGAAGGCCGGGCGCUGGAGCCGGUCGACCGGUCGCUGUUGGUCUGUACUAUGUGGUCUUAUGCUAGGUAGGCUAGUCUGGUUGUUAGAUCCCUAGUUGAGUUGAAAGAAGUCACAUUUCCUUGCUGGUCCAGGAAGAAGUGGCUGGUGGUGCCUCCUCUGGUACAGGGUAAGCAAACACUGCCCUGUAGCUUGUUGACAGCCAGCCGCUCCUCCUACAGUUUUGACUGCAAAAUGAUACCGAGUCCUGUUGGUCUAACCAACCGUUAUGUUC
Molecule: messenger RNA, 1793 nt
Organism: Triticum urartu
Lineage: Eukaryota; Viridiplantae; Streptophyta; Magnoliopsida; Poales; Poaceae
Source: RefSeq, a predicted model, not a curated record